CUCUCUGGGCUGUGCCCCUGCGGACUGAGCAGCCAUGCUGCACCUGCUGGCUCUCUUCCUGCACUGCCUCCCGCUGGCCUCUGGGGACUACGACAUCUGCAAAUCCUGGGUGACCACGGAUGAGGGCCCCACCUGGGAGUUCUACGCCUGCCAGCCCAAGGCAAUGCGUCUGAAGGACUACGUCAGGGUGAAGGUGGAGCCCUCGGGCAUCACGUGUGGAGACCCCCCUGAGAGGUUCUGCUCCCAUGAGAACCCCUACCUGUGCAGCAACGAGUGUGACGCCUCCAACCCCGACCUGGCGCACCCGCCGCGGCUCAUGUUCGACCGGGAGGAGGAGGGGCUGGCCACCUACUGGCAGAGCAUCACGUGGAGCCGCUACCCCAGCCCGCUGGAGGCCAACAUCACCCUGUCGUGGAACAAGAGCGUGGAGCUGACGGACGACGUGGUGAUGACCUUCGAGUACGGCCGGCCCACGGUCAUGGUCCUGGAGAAGUCCCUGGACAACGGGCGCACGUGGCAGCCCUACCAGUUCUACGCCGAGGACUGCAUGGAGGCCUUCGGCAUGUCCGCCCGCCGCGCCCGCGACAUGUCGUCCUCCAGCGCCCACCGCGUGCUGUGCACCGAGGAGUACUCGCGCUGGGCGGGCUCCAAGAAGGAGAAGCACGUGCGCUUCGAGGUGCGGGACCGCUUCGCCAUCUUCGCCGGCCCCGACCUGCGCAACAUGGACAACCUGUACACGCGGCUCGAGAGCGCCAAGGGCCUCAAGGAGUUCUUCACCCUCACCGACCUGCGCAUGCGCCUGCUGCGCCCCGCGCUGGGCGGCACCUACGUGCAGCGCGAGAACCUCUACAAGUACUUCUACGCCAUCUCCAACAUCGAGGUCGUGGGCAGGUGCAAGUGCAACCUGCACGCCAACCUGUGCUCGGUGCGGGAGGGCAGCCUGCAGUGCGAGUGUGAGCACAACACCACGGGCCCCGACUGCGGCAGGUGCAAGAAGAACUUCCGCACGCGGGCCUGGCGCGCCGGCUCCUACCUGCCGCUGCCCCACGGCUCUCCCAACGCCUGUGCCGCUGCGGGCUCCGCCUUUGGCAAGUGGACCAGGCCAUCAACAGCUGCCCCUCUUGGGGAGAGCUCCCCCCAGCCCCAGGUUUCCUCCAGUGAAGAAGCUGCGGGCACUUCCGCUGCUGUCCCCACCCCUGCUAAGAGCUCCAAACUAUUCCAGCUCAAGCCCAAAUCUCCUCAAGUGAUGCCUAUUGAAGAAUUCCAAGACUGUGAGUGCUACGGCCAUUCCAACCGCUGCAGCUACAUCGACUUCCUGAACGUGGUGACCUGUGUCAGCUGCAAGCACAACACCAGGGGCCAGCACUGCCAGCACUGCCGCCUGGGCUACUACCGCAACGGCUCGGCUGAGCUGGACGACGAGAACGUCUGCAUCGAAUGUAACUGCAAUCAGAUCGGCUCCGUGCACGACCGGUGCAACGAGACGGGCUUCUGCGAGUGCCGCGAGGGCGCGGUGGGGCCCAAGUGCGACGACUGCCUCCCCACGCACUACUGGCGCCAGGGCUGCUACCCCAACGUGUGCGACGACGACCAGCUGCUCUGCCAGAACGGCGGCACCUGCCUGCAGAACCAGCGCUGCGCCUGCCCGAGCGGCUUCACUGGUGUGCGCUGCGAGCAGCCGCGCUGCGACCUCGCCGACGACGACGGCGGCCUGGACUGCGACCGCGCGCCCGGGGCCGCCCCGCGUCCCGCCACCCUGCUCGGCUGCCUGCUGCUGCUGGGGCUGGCCGCCCGCCUGGGCUGCUGA
This is a messenger RNA of Urocitellus parryii (Arctic ground squirrel), 1807 nucleotides long. It is a transcript of the gene Ntng2, whose product is annotated as netrin G2. The record is from RefSeq and is a predicted model, not a curated record. NCBI's taxonomy places the organism in Eukaryota, Metazoa, Chordata, Mammalia, Rodentia, Sciuridae. Gene Ontology annotation, biological process: tissue development; axonogenesis; animal organ morphogenesis.